Molecule: messenger RNA, 3215 nt
Organism: Cygnus olor (mute swan)
Lineage: Eukaryota; Metazoa; Chordata; Aves; Anseriformes; Anatidae
Gene: ADSS1
Product: adenylosuccinate synthase 1
Exons: 13
Coding region: 140-1507 (455 amino acids)
Biological process (GO): 'de novo' AMP biosynthetic process; IMP metabolic process
Cellular component (GO): cytoplasm
Molecular function (GO): adenylosuccinate synthase activity; GTP binding
Source: RefSeq, a predicted model, not a curated record
GGCAGGCAGCGGGCCCGCACGUCAGCGGGGCGGGCGGCGGCGGCGCCGUUAAAGGCCGGCGGCGGCAGGGGCUGUGCUCGGAGCCGGCGGCGGAGCGAGGCAGAGCGAGGAGGAGGCGGCGGCGGCUCCUCCGGCCACCAUGUCGGGCACCCGGGCGUCCAACGACCGCACCAGCCACCCCGGCGGCGGCGGGCUCAAGCGGGCGCGCAGCGAGCCGGGCGGUAACAAAGUGACGGUGGUGCUGGGGGCGCAGUGGGGGGACGAAGGCAAAGGCAAGGUGGUUGACCUGUUGGCCACCGAGUCGGACGUGGUGUGCCGGUGCCAGGGUGGUAAUAACGCAGGUCAUACUGUGGUUGUUGAUGGGAAAGAAUAUGAUUUCCACCUGUUUCCUAGUGGCAUCAUUAAUCCAAAGGCAAUUUCUUUCAUUGGUAAUGGAGUGGUUAUACAUUUACCAGGCCUAUUUGAAGAAGCUGAAAAGAAUGAGAAGAAAGGUUUAAAAGAUUGGGAGAAAAGAUUGAUUAUAUCAGAUAGAGCACAUAUAGUGUUUGACUUUCACCAGGCAGUAGAUGGGCUCCAGGAGGUGCAACGUCAAGCACAAGAAGGAAAAAAUAUUGGCACAACAAAGAAGGGGAUUGGACCAACAUAUUCUUCCAAAGCUGCACGAACAGGUCUUCGAAUUUGUGACCUCCUUUCUGACUUUGAUGAAUUUUCUUCAAGAUUUAAAAACCUGGCACAACAAUACAAGUCAAUGUUUCCAACAUUGGAAAUAGAUAUAGAAGGACAACUGAAAAAGCUAAAGGGAUAUGCUGAAAAAAUAAGACCGAUGGUUCGAGAUGGCGUAUAUUUUAUGUAUGAAGCUCUACAUGGCUCCCCAAAGAAGAUCCUUGUUGAAGGAGCCAAUGCAGCACUACUUGAUAUUGACUUUGGCACGUAUCCUUUCGUGACUUCAUCGAACUGCACUGUAGGUGGUGUAUGCACUGGACUUGGUAUUCCCCCCCAGCACGUUGGUGAUGUGUAUGGCGUGGUGAAGGCGUAUACUACUCGGGUGGGAAUUGGAGCCUUCCCAACUGAGCAGAUUAAUGAAAUUGGAGAUCUUUUACAGUCCCGUGGCCACGAAUGGGGAGUAACAACAGGCAGAAAGAGACGCUGUGGCUGGUUAGAUCUUGUCAUUUUGAAAUAUGCUCAUAUGAUCAACGGAUUCACUGCUUUGGCCUUAACAAAGCUGGAUAUUCUUGAUGUCCUUGAUGAGAUUAAAAUUGGUGUUGCUUACAAAUUGGGUGGAAAAAGAAUUCCAUAUUUUCCAGCUAAUCAAGAGAUAUUACAGAAGGUGGAAGUAGAGUACGAAACAAUGCCUGGGUGGAAGACUGACACAACUGGUGCACGAAAAUGGGAGGACCUCCCACCCAAGGCCCAGAAUUACAUCCGAUGUGUGGAAAACCACGUUGGAGUGCCAGUCAAAUGGGUCGGAGUUGGAAAAUCAAGAGAGUCAAUGAUCCAGCUGUUCUAAACAAAGGAAGAACUUCAGUGAUGAGAAGCACAGUUCAGUGUUCAUCUGUUCCUUACUGCUGCUUCUUCAAAUGGAGACACUAUGUAAAACCAACAUGUUCUUCUAGGAAUUGAAUAGAAACAAAAUACGUAUUCUGCAUUGUACCAUUUUAUUUAUCUUAAUGUCUCAGCACAUUCACUGUAAAAUCUACUUGGUGGCCAUCAUCAAAAAAAAAGUGCAUAACGAAGUAAGGAAAAUAUAUAUUUUAAUUUGAGCCAUGUUACUAUUCGAAAGACAUCCAGAGUUAUUCCUUCUUGCUGAAGCUGGUAUUAAACCUUUUCCAGCAGUUACUGGGUGACUUUAGAAUUGUGAAGAUUGCAUUUAUUCUUCAGGUGUUAAAAAGUCUGUGUCUUUAGAUUGGCAGUAAUAAGAGACACUGUGUACUUAGAGUGUAGGAUUAUACAGAUUUUCAAUUUAUAAAAUACAGUAAAGUUAGGUAGGUAUUUUUGACUGCACAAAGCAAAGCAAAUACAAUUAUCUAUAAUUUUUAUAUAACUAUUUUUAUAAGAGCCCACUAAAAUGUAUGGAGAGAAGCUAAAGUAUUUUUAUCACAGAGCCUAUUCUAGUAACUGAAGUGACAUCUGCAGAGGGGCCAAGCUGGAGAAAGUUGACCUAAUAAUUAUUUCAAAUACCCUGUGUACUAACAGGCAGUCCCUGUGGAGACUGUCAGAUGUGCAGUCUUCAUUUUAUGCAGUAGGUAAGGAGUGAAUGAAGAUGGAAGGAAAGGUCCUCAGGGUACAAAACACAUGGGGAGAGUGGAGCCAAAACAACACAUUGUGUUUCCUCAGUGAACCUGAGAUAUUUCUUCCUGCUAAUGCAGUGAUUGUAAUUUCCAACAUUUUACUGUAGUUAUCUGUUGAGGAUCUUGGGACUUGCGGCUCUGUAUGGCACACUCGCUUCCACAGCUCCUAUGUUUCCAAGAAUAAAUCAAUGCAUGACUUAACGAUGACUGCUGCAGUAUUUACACCCCUCACACAUUUUGACCUUCCUCAGCAAAAUGUAAUACCUAAUAAUAGAAGGGGAUGACAUAUGGCAGCCAGGGUUCAGACAUGUAGAAGCCAUGUAUAAGUCCCCAGAAUCUUCAAGAAGGUUGGAUUUCUUUGUGGAACUUCUAUAAUGGCUAUAUCGCAAGAGCUCUCAAAAAAAGACCUACCUCUUGUAGAGGAAAAAGAAUACACUAGAAGCUGAGUUAUUCCAUAACUGGAAUUUUCAGAGUAGUUGUUACUUUUCUAUAUAUGUCUCAGAGAGCUAUAACAAUAUUUUUGUAUCAUUCCCUGAGGCUGUGGAAAAAGGCAUCACAACCAGUAAUGUCAUUAUGUAAUGUGUGAAAAUAAUCCCUUUUCUGUGAUAGUAACUCAAAGGAUACAAGACAAUAACAUUCUUUGCAUCAGAGAUGGGGAGAAACAAAAACCUAUCUUGUGUAACUCAUGUUCAAAAACAUUUGUGUUAAGAAACAAUUGCAAAAGUACUGGCGUAAGCACAUAGCUUGCACUUAUUUUAACUCUUUACAGAUGUGUUGCUGCUGGUAGGGCAGAAUUUUUACACCUUCUCUCUGCAGUACAGUCUCUUCCUACCCGGUUCACCACAGACUAUGCCUUCAUGCCUUAAUCAAAUACUUAACAUCUAAUUAAAAAGAGCCUAAAGCUGUGAAUCCAGAAUUCAGCCACAA